ACCUGGUCAGGGGCAGAGAGCGGUGCCCGCCCAUCAGGGUCUGGACUGACUAGAAGAGAAGAAUCAGAGGCCCAAACUGAACCAUCCCCCGGGGUCCAUCUGGCCCAGCUGAGAUCCAGAGAGAAGCCAGGUGGAUUGACGGUAGCCGCCAUGGAUGCCCCAGGGGGGAAGAAACCCCAGGCCCCGUCUUGGGCCCCCAGGCGCCUGCUAAGCUUUCACCCCCCGCCCCCCGAGGCCGGCCAAAAGGCCAAGUCGGAGGCCGGCCCGGCCCCCGAUCGCCCUUUGCCUUUCGUGCCGCUGUGCGGGCGGGCGGCCCUGGCGCCGGUUAUCACCCCCAUCCGGAAGCAGCAGAUGGGCCGGCAGGGAGCGGCCGGCCGCGGUCGCGGCCGCGGUCGCGGCCCCGAUCUCCCGGCGCUGGCGGCCCGGCGCGACCCGGCCGCGGACGGCGGCUGGAAACACGGUCCCCCCCGCCGCUGGAACUGCCUCCGAGAGGACAGCGGGGUCGGGGCCAAGCCGCCCCCGGGCCCUGACCAGCGGGUGAAGCCAUCCAAACCUCAGGGUGCCGCUCCCGCCCGCUCCCGGCCUGCUGAUGCUAAGAGCCUCCAGGUGGACUCUAGGCCCCGGCCUCCUGAACUGUGUUUCGUUCGCAAGAUGUCCCUCCUGGCUACCCCUUACCAGGUGCUGCCCACCACCUACCUGGGGGAUCUUGAGGCACAACGGCGCUACGCUGCCUCCUCCCAGCCUCUCCGACGCCCAGCAGACACUCCGGGGCAGGAGGGAUUCAUCAAUUUGCUGAGCCAUGUGCAAGGCGGAAGGAUGGAAGAGCAGCGCUGUGCCCUGCAAAACAGGCCAGACCAACGAUCCUCAGGAGCCAAUCCCCCCAACAAGGGCCGCCCCAGUUCCACCCCAGAGAUGGAGAACCUAAUGGAGAUGGUGGCCCACACCCAGGGUCGCCGUAUGGAUGACCAGCGAGUCAGUAUUUCCAACCUUCCGGGCUUCCAGCCCUGUGGGAACAAGAGGGUCCCGGAAUCCGGCAUGGGGACAUUAGGCCGCAAAUGCGCAGCUAAGCCCAGCGGAAAUGAGAGGCCGCCGACCAGAAGACCAUUCUGGAUCCCGUCUCCAAUAACUCAGGAGCCCCGGCUCCCUAAAAUUGAAUAAAGUCAGCCCUUCCCUCGCUGU
Tachyglossus aculeatus (Australian echidna) is the source of this 1179-nucleotide messenger RNA. It is a transcript of the gene PCP2, whose product is annotated as Purkinje cell protein 2. The transcript has 8 exons. The record is from RefSeq and is a predicted model, not a curated record. Gene Ontology annotation, molecular function: protein binding; guanyl-nucleotide exchange factor activity. Lineage: Eukaryota; Metazoa; Chordata; Mammalia; Monotremata; Tachyglossidae. The coding region runs from base 151 to 1158 and encodes 335 amino acids.